AUGUGGGCCGAAUCGAUUAUCGCUCGAUUACCCUUUGCUCUCGUGAUAUGGGUAUUAUUUUUGGGCUUGCGGUCAAUUUACAGACUCAGUUUCCAUCCUCUACGGCAUAUUCCAGGUCCGAAACUUGCGGCUGUCACGCAUCUCUACGAAUUCUACUUUGACGUGAUCUGCCGUGGCCGGUAUAUCUGGCAAAUACAAAAGCUUCACGCAAAAUACGGUCCGAUCAUAAGGAUCAGCCCUCGCGAGAUCCAUAUUGCGGACGCUUCAUUCUAUGAUGAGAUCUAUGCUCCAAGUAGCCGUAUACGAGACAAGGACGCAAAAUGGGUGCCAACUUUUGGUCUGUCACAGUCCAUGUUGAGCACAGUCGGGCAUAGACAGCAUCGAGUUCGACGUUCACUGCUAUCGAGCUUCUUCUCAAAGAAGUCAGUACUGGAAAUCGGACCGCUGAUUGAGAGACAAAUUGCAAAAUUGUCUCAUCGCCUGAAGAAUCUCCACAGCACACAGGAGGUGGUACAACUUGAUGCCGCGUUUGUCGCACUCACUUCUGACAUUAUCUCUGCCUACUGCUAUGGCGAGUCAGGUAACUUCUUAGACAACCCAGGCUUCCGAAGCGACAUUCGGGCUUCGGUGAUCGAUGCCACUGCCAUUUGCCACUUGGUCCGGUUUUUCCCUUUCCUUCCGCCCCUCCUGCAGCAGAUUCCAGAGACCCUCAUGCGGAAGUUCAUGCCGGGGAAGAUAGCUAUAAUUAACUUUCAACGUUCUUUGGCGGCAAAUGCUGUUCAAGCUCUGCGCGGAGAAAGGAAGGUUGGAACUGACCAAGACACAAUGUACGACAGGCUGAUCAACGAAGCCGUUCCCUGCGAAGAGAGGACACUCGGUCGUAUUCAAGAUGAGAGCUCGCUCGUCCUCGCGGCUGGAACAGAGACAACUGGGCGCAUCUUGACAGUUGCCAUAUAUUAUUUGAGCAAGGAUCAGUCGAUCCUUCGCAAGCUACGCGCAGAGCUCAAGACAGUCCUCCCUUCGCCGACCGCUUCCGUAACCUGGGUGCAGCUCGAGCAACUUCCCUAUUUGACAGCUGUCGUUCGUGAAUCCUUACGCCUUGGAAUGGGUAUUACUUGCCGUCUUCCUCGCGUGGCUCCAAACGAGGUCUUGCAGUACGGGAAGUACCACAUUCCAGCUGGGACACCGAUGAGCACGUGUACUAUGCUCGUCCAACGUAACCCAGACAUGUUUCCUGAUCCGGAUAGAUUUGACCCGGAGCGGUGGAUCACCGACGGUCAAGUCGAUAACAAGCUUAUGAAAUAUCUUGUCUCAUUUACUCGAGGGAGCAGAAUGUGCUUGGGGAUUAACCUGGCAUACAGCGAACUCUAUCUUCUGAUAUCCCACCUGGUUCGGCAGUUCACUUUCGAGAUCUGUAACACAAGUGACGAUGACGUUCGAAUUACUCGUGAUAUGAUGGUCGGGUACACCCGACGAGGAGAUCUCCAAGUAUAUGCGAAGGUGGCGAAGGUUAUUGAGGAGUAG
Messenger RNA from Penicillium subrubescens, 1524 nucleotides. RefSeq names its product cytochrome P450. NCBI's taxonomy places the organism in Eukaryota, Fungi, Ascomycota, Eurotiomycetes, Eurotiales, Aspergillaceae. The transcript is spliced from 5 exons. Bases 1 to 1524 code for a protein of 507 amino acids. The record is from RefSeq and is a predicted model, not a curated record. Gene Ontology annotation, molecular function: iron ion binding; oxidoreductase activity, acting on paired donors, with incorporation or reduction of molecular oxygen; monooxygenase activity.